CUAAAAACGUUGUCUAGUUAACCUCGCUAAAAUCACGUAGAUAAAUUAACACAGCAAGCAAUUCUAAACAAGGUUACCUUAACUCAUCAAUAAAAGAGACCCUGACAGUAACAAAUUUCAAUCAAAAUGAAGCUUGUAACGGUGUUCCUAUUCGCGUUCCUCCGCAACGGUGUGCUUUUAGAUCCUGCGAUACCUUCAAAAGAGGAUCAAGCGAACGUAUUAAAAUGCCUCGAUGAAGUCUUCCAAGCAAUCAGAGUGCUCGUUAAUGAGGAAGGUGGCGUAACAGAUACGUCGUCCGUAAUCGAUAUACAGCACAUGGUAGUUCAGGCGAUGAAUUAUUUACUGCUCGUCGAGGAGUUGACCUUAUUAAAGUUAUCGACGACGCCAGCGGAAAAUUCCACGUGCAAAAGCAACGCGAGGCACCUCGUGGAGAAGACGGUCGUAGAAGGGGAGGAACAAUUGCAAGCUUGUCUAGAUCAAGCCCUCGGUGUUAUUUACAAUAAUUCGCGGUCGGUUCGGACCACGGUCAGUGAGGCGAUGAAUAGAGGGGAUGGUUUUCUGGACGCCUUGAAUAAGUGCGCCCAUAAACCGGCACUUCAGAUGGUUUCCUGCUAUAAGAAGCUUAUGGUUACCGAUGUGUUCCCGCUGAAGGUAGUCCUCGUGAACGCACUCGACGUACAUAAGUCGGCACAUUUUGACUCGAUUUCGGCGAAACAACGGAGCAUCGAAUGCGUCGACGACGUCGUGGCGAAGCGGAGGGACAAAGUUGAGCAGAUACUGAAUGAUGCUCUUAAAACUUGCGUUUGA
Messenger RNA from Photinus pyralis (common eastern firefly), 807 nucleotides. RefSeq lists its product as uncharacterized. The coding region runs from base 127 to 807 and encodes 226 amino acids. The record is from RefSeq and is a predicted model, not a curated record. The transcript has 3 exons. NCBI's taxonomy places the organism in Eukaryota, Metazoa, Arthropoda, Insecta, Coleoptera, Lampyridae.